Molecule: messenger RNA, 330 nt
Organism: Lentinula edodes (shiitake mushroom)
Lineage: Eukaryota; Fungi; Basidiomycota; Agaricomycetes; Agaricales; Omphalotaceae
Product: fungal hydrophobin-domain-containing protein
Exons: 3
Coding region: 1-330 (109 amino acids)
Cellular component (GO): fungal-type cell wall
Molecular function (GO): structural constituent of cell wall
Source: RefSeq, a predicted model, not a curated record
AUGCAGUUCAAACUCGCCUUUGUCUCCGCCGCCCUCGCUACCCUUGCGGUCGCCACACCUGCCCCCCGUGAUGAGCCGGCCAGCAGCUGCUCUACUGGGCCCAUCCAGUGCUGCGACACCGUCCAGUCUGCCUCCAGCUCUAGCGCGGCCGGUAUCCUCGGCCUUCUCGGCAUUGUUCUUCAGGAUUUGGACGUGCUGGUCGGUCUCACCUGCUCCCCCAUCACUGUCAUCGGUGCUUCUGGAAGCAGCUGCUCUGCGCAGGCUGUCUGCUGUCAAGAUAACAGUUUCGGUGGACUCAUCUCCAUCGGCUGUGUCCCUGUGGAUCUUUAA